Messenger RNA from Armigeres subalbatus, 815 nucleotides. RefSeq names its product cytochrome c oxidase subunit 5A, mitochondrial (gene COX5A). Lineage: Eukaryota; Metazoa; Arthropoda; Insecta; Diptera; Culicidae. Gene Ontology annotation, cellular component: mitochondrial inner membrane. The transcript is spliced from 2 exons. The record is from RefSeq and is a predicted model, not a curated record. Gene Ontology annotation, biological process: mitochondrial electron transport, cytochrome c to oxygen. Bases 168 to 626 code for a protein of 152 amino acids.
GUGCCGCUGCACCACUAUGUCAAAAAAACAAAUUUUGUUCUGAAAACUUCAUCCGUCGUCCAUCUGUUUCUGUCGUUUCUGUAAUUUCUGCUGCCUUCUGUCACACUUUUUCCAUCGUGAGUCCGUGAGUGUUUUGCAAGUGCUAAGAAAGCGAAAAGACAACCAACAUGCUUCGCUCUGCAGCUGGACAGCUUUUCGGUGUCAUCCGCGGAUCGGCGGGUUUGAUGACAUCCCGUCUGGGCGCCGCUGGAGUGGUCCGUCACUCGCACAGCAGCGAGAGUGCCGAGGAAUUCGAUGCCCGCUAUGUGGCCUAUUUCAGCAGGUCGAACAUCGACCACUGGGAGGCCCGCAAGGGAAUGAACGACCUGCUUGGCAUGGAUCUGGUCCCUGAGCCGAAAGUUAUUGUUGCCGCUCUGAAGGCGUGUCGCCAGUUGAAUGACUAUGCCUUAGCCAUCCGGUUCCUGGAGGGCUGCAAGGACAAGUGCGGCAGCCAGGUCAAUGAAAUCUACCCCUACCUGCUGCAGGAGAUCCGCCCGACGCUAACCGAACUGGGCAUCGAGACUCCCGAGGAACUGGGCUACGAUCAGCCGGAGCUGGCGCUGAAAUCGGUUUUCGAUUUGCACUAAAUGGCUUUUGUGGCCAAAUGGCAUUAUCCUAGUAGAUACCCGGUUGCAGCAUUAGUUGAAUUAAGUGCGUAAAAAGUGGGCUGAAUUGAUCCAGAUUAAGAAAAACGUUCGAAAAUGGUUAUGUAAUCACCAGGCGAGUAAUCGUCACACUGUAAGAGAUGCGAAAUAAAAGUGGUAACAAAGAAGAAA